Molecule: messenger RNA, 846 nt
Organism: Peronospora belbahrii
Lineage: Eukaryota; Oomycota; Peronosporomycetes; Peronosporales; Peronosporaceae
Source: the annotation of a GenBank genome assembly
AUGAAUAGUCCUCCUCGUAAACGACACCACCACGCUGGACGUGAGAGAACUUCAAUCCAUGUGGCCCACACUCAAUCUUAUAAGAAAGCUCGAAUUCUUGUAACACCUCAGACGGCAGUAAAUGUUACUUCAAGUAACAGUAAAACUCAUACAAAAGACCACGUAUUCCAACGACAUGAAGUGACUGUAAAUCCAGAAUCUGAAGCGAUUGAAGAAGAAGAAGAGGAAGAAGAGGAGGAAGCAAUGGAGCCACAGAUGGAUGAAAUGCAGAGCCAAGAGAUGGAAGAAGAUUCCAUGCCUCUUGUUGUUUUCCAGUGUAGCACCUGUCGAUCAAUUUUUGGCGAUUCCUACGCCUUUGUGUGCUCUACGGAAGAGCUAUGGCUUGUAACAUUAAGUCACGUGACUAACGUCGCAUUGGGCUCGGAAGUUCAAACAGCUAAUACGGGUCUAGAUACUGGCAGUUCAUACUAUGAAUUACUGUGUCAUAAUUGUCAGGCUGUCCUCGGACGCAAGUAUUUAACAACACCAGUGGUGCUAGACGGGAUUCGAGAUUUGUUUAGUUUUUCGACCGAGGCAAUCACGUCAUAUACACUUGGAGAACCAAUGCAACAGGCUCAAGAUAUAGCAGAUCCGACCAUGUUGCAAGCUGCAGCAGCAUGUCAUAUGGACAUGAUAAAGUUGGCAGUGGAUCGAAACGAGAUCAUACGACUACGUGAGGAGAUGGAGAAGGUUAAAGUGCUUAUGGUGACAGUAGAUGAUCGACUGGCUCAUCUGGAAGGAGGUGAACUUGAAUCGGAAGAGGAUACAACACAACAGCAGGGACUGAUGAAAGGAGUCAAGGCAUAG